AUGACUGAGAUAGAAAACAGAGGGCCUCCAUUCACCUGCCCUCAGACAUGCAACAUCUCCACUCGUCUCUUCACGUUGCCCGGUGACAUCAUGCUCGGAGGACUUUUCGCCAUUAAUGAGCUGACCAGCAACCUGAGCCAGAGGACGGAGCCGGACAACAUCAGCUGUGAGAGUUUAAAUCAUUUUGAGCUGGGACUUUCUAUUGUGAUGAAGUUCGCUGUGGAUGAAAUCAACAGAAACCAAGUUGUGCUUCCUGGCAUCAAACUGGGUUACGAAAUCUACGACACCUGCAGACAGUCGGCCGUCAUCGUCCGUCCGACCGUUUCCUUCCUCACGGAAAAACACUCUGAAGAACUGUCUGUGGAGUGUAAUUACACCGAUUAUGAGACCAGCAUCUCCGCUGUGAUUGGACCGUACAGCUCAGAAAUGGUGUCUGUCAUCGGAAAACUCCUAGGAUUCUUUCUCAUGCCGCAGAUCAGCUACGGUGCAACCAGUGACAAAUUCAGCGACAACCACCUCUACCCGUCCUUUUUCCGCACCGUGCCCAGUGACAAAUGGCAGGUGGAGGUCAUAGGUCACCUGCUGAAAGAGUUUGGCUGGAACUGGGUGGCAGUGGUGGGCAGUGAAGAGGAGUACGGGCAGCGAGGAGUGCAGCAGUUCUCCAAGGUAGCAGAAGACAUGUCCAUCUGUGUGGCCUAUCAGGGUCUGAUUCCAGUUUACGCCGACCCUGAACCGGUGGUCCGGACCAUCCUUAAUUACAUAAACGCCACCAACGCCAGGGUGGUGGUGGUUUUCUCGCUCCCCGAGCCGACCCAGAUCUUUUUCAGAGAGGUGAUCAGGAGGAACAUGACGGCCGUGUGGAUCGCCAGCACCAGCUGGUCCCUCCAUUACAGACUGACCUCUCUGCCAGGCAUGGAGUCGGUGGGCUCGGUCAUCGGGUUCACUGACAAGACGCAGAAUCUGGAUCAGCUGCUGCCCUACGUUCAAGAGCUUUUCUCCAGAAUAAGUGAGGAGAGGCAGAGGACGGAGCAGCGCCCCCCGCAGGCUGCAGCUCUCAGAAACCCCUGUCCACAGUGUCGGUUCUUAUCUCCUGCUAACAUCAGCGUGGUGAUGGACACGGCGGUGCAGCGCUCUGCGUUUGGCGUGUACGCCGCCGUCUUCAUCGUGGCAGAGGCGCUGCAUAAACUGCUGGACUGUAAUUCAACCGCCUGUGUUUGGGAACCGGACACCAAAAUCUACCCCUGGGAGCUGCUGAAGGUUUUAAGAAACACGUCCACGAACAUCAACGGCACUCUCCUGGAGUUUGAUGAAAAUGGAAACCCAAACAUCGGCUACAACGUGAUCCAGUGGCUGUGGACGGACGCGGGGGUGGAUUUUACCCCGGUGGGAGUCUUUGAUGAACAGCUGUCCAUUAACACGGCGCUCUUCAGAUGGCACACCAAAGACCAAACGGUGCCACAGUCCAAAUGUUCGGCCGACUGUGAGGACGGUCAGGUCCGCAGGGUCAAAGGUUUCCACUCCUGCUGCUACGACUGUAUCGACUGUUUGCCAGGAACCUACCAGAAAGAAAAAGAUGACAUCCAGUGCACCGUCUGUCCAGAGGGUCAGUGGUCCCUGGUCCGCAGCACCGGCUGCACUCAACCCGUCUUGGAUUAUUUGUCGUGGGACGCACCGUCAGCUGUGGGGAUGGUGGUGGCGGGGGGGCUGCUGUUGCUGUGUCAGGGGGCCGUGGGGGUGGUGUUCUGGAAGCACCGUCACACCCCCCUGGUGGCGGCCUCCGGCGGAGCUCAGGGUUUUGCGGCUCUGCUGAGCCUGAUGGGAGCCUGCCUCAGUCUGGUUCUGUUCCUGGGACGACCCACGGACCUGGGCUGUCGUCUGCAGCUGCCGCUCACCUGCAUGUUCCAAACCCUGGCUCUUUGCAUCAUCCAGUCCGUCUCGUUACAGAUUCUGUAUUUGACGGAGUUCCCAGAGAAAGCCGCCUCUCACCUACAUAUCAUGCGAGGCCCGAAGAGCGCCAUCUUCCUGCUGGGCUGUUGUGCGGUGCAGGCCGGUCUCAGCGGCUGGUUCAUGACGGAGGCGCCCUGGUUGUCUGACUACGUGGCCAACAUGAAAAUAGACUUUGUGAGGACAUAUCUGUCCUGCCCCGUGUCACCUUUGGUUGGGUUUGCCCUGAUGCAGGGCUUUAACUGUUUACUGGCCCUGGUGUCGUUCAUGAGCACCUUCAUGGCAGUCAAGCCUCUGCACCAGUACAAUCUGGCCAGGGACAUCACCUUUUCCUCUCUUAUCUACUGUGUGAUUUGGGUGACCUUUAUCCCAAUUUAUAUAGGCCUGAGUCAGACCAGGAGGACCGUCGUGCACGUUUCCUUCAACCUUGUCAGCAACUUGGGGCUGGUGGUUGCCUACUUUGUUCCAAAAUGUUAUUUUCUCCUGAGAAAGCCAGAGCUCAACACGACCGAAUACUUCUGCACGUUCCUGAAAGGUGUUCCACCGAGACCGGCAGAGGAGGAGCCUCAGCCUCAGGCUGAGAAAGAUUCAGAGUUUCUUUUGUUUAAGGAUCGUUUUCCUGAAUCAGAGCUGGCCAAGCUGCAGAGACAGUUCAGGAUCAUGGAGGGCGAUCGUCAGGCCUACGGCCUGGAGGCCAGGGAGCAGCUCCGCCGACAACAGCAGGAGAAGGAGACGCUGCUGAAGGAGCAGGAGGAGCUGCUUCGAAACCUGGGCGUGUCCAAGAGUUUGUCCCGUCACCAGAGGGACAGCGAGGAGACGGAGGGUCUUCGAACGCUGCUGGACCAGAGGGACCUGCUGGACGAGGAGCUGGACCGAGAGAAACAGUGUCACCAAGAACUGAAAGGAGAGAUCACAGACCUGGAGCAGAGGUUGGCAAGGAUGAAGAAACUGGAGGUCAGUGGUCAGGACACCAGAAGGUCAGAGGUGCAGAGAACCAAGAAGGCCAUACAGACCCUGGAGUACAAACUGGACCAGGCUCUGACCCGGUUCAACCAACAGCUGACCAAGAACAGCGCUCUCAGAGAGGAGCUGCAGACGCUCCACAUUGAGCGGGCCCGUUUUCAGCAGCUACGUGAACGACUGCAGAAGGAACUGGAGGAGGUGAAGAAGAAGAUCGGCGAAGUGGUCAACCUGUCGACCGCAGCCUACGACGCAAGCAUGGAGGCUCAGUCUAAGAUGAGCCUGAUGAAGGAGAAGGCCCUGAAGGACCUGCUCCAGUUCAACGCUGAGAUGAAGGAGCUGGAGAGGGUGAUUGCACAUGAGAACAACCUGAAGGAGUUCAUGACCACCAAGUGCAGCGAGAGGAGCAGCCAGGACAACCGCCAGGACAACCGCCAGGACAACCGGCAGGACAACCGGCAGGAGACGGGACACAGACGUGAGUCUGGAGGGCAGGAGCAGCAGAGGGCAGGAGCAGGAGAGGAGACGCUGGACAGUCUGGAGGACGUUCUACACAGAAUCCAGGAGGUGACGGGGGAGGAGGACGUGGACCUGCUGGUGACCAGGUUCAUCCAGGCUGAGGACCGGAACCUGGCACUGUUUAACUUUGUUAAUGAACAGAACACGGAGGUGGAGGCGCUGAGGGGUGAAAUCAACAGGAUGGAAGGAGAGAUGGAGGAGUACGGACAGAAAGGUCUGCAGCAGGAGCAGGAGCAGCAGGCUCUGCUGAGGGACACUGAGGAGCAGCUGAAGGAAACACAGUCCAGAGCUCAGGAGUUUGAACUCAAGGCUGACGACACGGGUCGAGUCCUGGAGCAGAUUAGGACAGGAGUGAGCCGGACCUUCGCUGCUCUGCAGUGUGACCGCUCGCUGGUCGAAGACCUGCUGGGUCUGUCCACCGGCAUCAGUGACAACAACAUCAUGUUCUACCUGGGGCUGGUGGAGCAGAAGACCAACCAGCUGCUCACCAUUCAGGACUUCAUCAAGUCCAAGGAUCUGGACAAGGACUACAAUCCAAGAGACCUGGCUCAGAUCCUGCUGGCUCAGAAUCCAGACGAGCUUCAGUCUGCUGUCAGGACGCAGCCUGCGGUCAGGAGUGUGGAGUACGACACAGAGGAGACGCCGGUCACUGAGGAGGAACGUCCACUGACACAGGGGGAGCUGCGCCGAAGAAUACUGAAGGAGGUUCACCAGGAACUGGGUUCAGACCAGGUGUGAAGACGGGAGACCGCCCCUGGAGAAACUACUGAACUGACUCACCCUGCUCCUCACCCCCCACCCCCUGUCAAAGACUGCCAAACUGAAACUCUUAAGAACAGGAGGUGUCCUGGUGUUGGUCGGUCUGUACAGGAUUAAACUGAUUUCUUACUUUU
Molecule: messenger RNA, 4316 nt
Organism: Cynoglossus semilaevis (tongue sole)
Lineage: Eukaryota; Metazoa; Chordata; Actinopteri; Pleuronectiformes; Cynoglossidae
Product: taste receptor type 1 member 3
Exons: 23
Coding region: 1-4161 (1386 amino acids)
Biological process (GO): sensory perception of umami taste; sensory perception of sweet taste; G protein-coupled receptor signaling pathway
Cellular component (GO): plasma membrane
Molecular function (GO): G protein-coupled receptor activity
Source: RefSeq, a predicted model, not a curated record